Messenger RNA from Sabethes cyaneus, 2114 nucleotides. It is a transcript of the gene Zip99C, whose product is annotated as zinc transporter ZIP13 homolog. Lineage: Eukaryota; Metazoa; Arthropoda; Insecta; Diptera; Culicidae. Bases 505 to 1563 code for a protein of 352 amino acids. The transcript is spliced from 4 exons. Gene Ontology annotation, cellular component: membrane. Gene Ontology annotation, biological process: zinc ion transmembrane transport; intracellular zinc ion homeostasis. The record is from RefSeq and is a predicted model, not a curated record. Gene Ontology annotation, molecular function: zinc ion transmembrane transporter activity.
CUGAAAACUGUAAAAGCAGUUGGUUUGAUCGCUCCGUAGGACAGUGCGGAGUUAUUGGUUGACUAAUUCCAAUGAUUGGGUCUGCAUAUACUAUAGUACCAGUUAAACUAAAUUAUUAGUAAAUCAGCGUUGGGUGACUCAAUCUCAGUGAAGAUUAGUCGUCAAAAAAGUCAGUAGGCUAGUGCUACACAGCUGAUGAGUGUUCUUUGUUUUGAUAUUAAAUCGAGAUUUACGAAUUUGAUUAUUAUUUUUUGUUCCGGCCAACAGUGACCAGUGAUUUUUUCUUCAAAAACAAAAGCGGUUUGAUACAUACGUCGAUAGUUCUAAAAACGUAUGCCAGCGAAUCUUUGUGCAUUAUGUGCUGCUAAAUUUAACCGCAUUGCGAACAGUAUUGACAAGUGUGAACAAAUUUAUAGUGAAUAGAGGAAAAUAAAUUGUACUCCGGGCUCGCGAAGCUAGAACGAACGCGAAACUACAUAACUGGUGGUGUCGUCUCAAGCAACAAUGAACAUGUCGGCCGCCUUCGUUGACGAAACAUUCGUCUAUCUCUACAGGGAAGUGAUGGAUAACUAUAUGCCAGCGUACUUUAAGCAAAUGGAGUACACCCCGUGGAUAUUUUCACUGAUCGGAUCGGCACUGAUUGGAUUAAGUGGGAUUCUGCCACUGGUGGUAAUACCCGUAGGCGAUAAGGAUAGCAAGGACUUCAAAGAUCCUGCCGAAUCGAAAACACUCAAAGUUCUGCUUAGUUUUGCUGUCGGUGGCCUGCUUGGAGACGUAUUUUUGCACCUGUUACCGGAAGCGUGGAGCAGUGAUGCCAAUGGUUCUGACGAACACCCGUCGAUGCGCAGCGGCCUUUGGGUGCUAGGUGGUGUUUUGAUUUUUACAAUAGUAGAGAAAAUUUUCUCCGGCUACACGAAUGCUGACGAAAACAACCCACAACCGAAGUGCAUCGAGAUUGCAACCUGCUUGUUGCGAACUACCGGCGGUAAAUUACCCGAGGGUUUCGUUGGAAGCUGUGGGCAAACCGGGUCUUGCGAUAUUGAAGAUGUGCCAAACGGAUGCUUCCUGGCAGGGAAAGCCGAAGAACAAAAGGAAUCCGGCAAGAAAGUGGCCGGCUACUUGAAUCUGCUAGCAAAUUCAAUCGAUAACUUUACUCAUGGUUUGGCGGUUGCAGGAUCAUUUCUAGUUUCGUUUCGUCACGGCGUUCUAGCGACGUUUGCUAUUUUGCUUCAUGAAAUUCCUCAUGAAGUGGGAGAUUUUGCUAUCCUUCUGCGAUCAGGUUUCAGUCGUUGGGACGCAGCGAAGGCUCAACUAUUGACGGCUGGUGCCGGAUUGAUGGGUGCACUGGUCGCCAUUGGUGGCAGUGGGGCUACAACUGCGAUGGAAGCACGAACAUCUUGGAUAAUGCCGUUCACUGCUGGUGGUUUUCUGCACAUUGCCUUGGUUACAGUACUGCCAGAUUUACUAAGCGAAACCGAACCACGGGAAUCUGUGAAACAAUUUGCCGCGCUGCUGCUGGGCAUUGGACUGAUGGGCAUAAUGACAGUGUAUCUGGAACACUAAAAAGCAUAGUGUUCGUCGGUGCAUGAUCAAGUGCGUAGGUGGCGAUUGAAUGGCGAGUUCUUCAUCCUCUCAUACCCUUCCCCUCUCUAGUCCCAAGGAUUUUGAAACGAUCCUGGCUUGUAGUGUUACUACUAGUAACACUACAGUAUUUGCCAUACUCCUUUGCAUGUAAGGAUAAAAACAAAUCAAUUCACUAAAUUAUAGUUAUUAAAUUGUACGUAAUCAACUCAAAUUUGUUAAGGUAGAUGUUAAAAAUACGAAUAUUCUAUAUGAGAAUAAUGAUAACGGACGUCCCGUGUCACUUCUAUGGACACAGUUGUGAUAAUGUUGUCAAACAGCAAUCAAAACGGAAAGUAUCGUGUUUUUUUCGCGUUUGUAUAUUUUAUAGAUGGCGUCAGAGUAAUUUUUUUCUCACAUGUUCUUGUUCGUACAUUAUUGUACAUACUUGUUGAUCGACGGCUAAUUUUGUAACGCGCUAGCGUUAAUUGUACUGCACACUCGGGUUUCCAGCGUGAAAUUCCAUGUAAAAAUAGAUAUUGAAUUCUUGUAGA